This is a messenger RNA of Cladophialophora psammophila CBS 110553, 1875 nucleotides long. RefSeq lists its product as uncharacterized. NCBI's taxonomy places the organism in Eukaryota, Fungi, Ascomycota, Eurotiomycetes, Chaetothyriales, Herpotrichiellaceae. The coding region runs from base 1 to 1875 and encodes 624 amino acids. The transcript has a single exon. The record is from RefSeq and is a predicted model, not a curated record. Gene Ontology annotation, molecular function: hydrolase activity, acting on carbon-nitrogen (but not peptide) bonds.
AUGUCGGGCUGCCUGGAGGGAUACAACGCCAUUUUGGAACUGCUACUCGCAGGUAUUGAUCAGAAUGACCUGCUCGCAAAGCUCAGAGAGGAAUCCAGUACACAAUCCAGUGAUUUGGCAGAGUUGAGGCCGAGGAUUUUUCACAGCACAUCGAAUCCUACACCGAUCAUCACUAUGCAGAACGGCAAGUUCUCUGCUGCCCCAGCUAUGGCUAUCAAGGGUGGGAAAGUUGCCGCGAUCGGGACUUACGAAGCAGCCAAAGAUGCCGCCGGCCCCCUGGCUGAGGAAAGAGACCUCCAAAGCCAGUGCAUCGUUCCGGGUUUCGUGGAGCCCCAUCUUCAUGUCAUUUUGUCAGCGAUGCUCAAGGGCUUCUUCAUGAAUUGCGAUCCGCUCAACCCGGAGAUCAACGGAAAAUUUGAAAGCACAAUCAUAUUCAUCCGGUCCAAAGCCAAGAAUGUGAAGCAAGGCGAGUGGUUAUUGGGAUACAACUACGAUCCUUCAAGAUUGCCUCCCAAUACCAGUACCGGCAAAUUCCAGGAUUUGACGCUUGAUAUCUUCGCAAGGGAGGACCUCAAUGAGCAUCCAAUCUUCAUUGUCAAUGCAUCUGGACAUCUGGCGUACGCCAAUCAGAAAGCAUUCGACGAAGCCGGCAUCGACAACACUACGCCGGACCCGGCUGGAGGUCAGUAUAUCAAGAAUAAAGGCAAUUUGACGGGGGUGCUGUUGGAGCCACCUUCAUAUGAAGCAUUUCUCACAAAAGCAUUGCCAGCCGACCUUAUGAAGGUUCCCACCAUCGUGGAUGGACUGCAUGAAGUCGUCAAAGAUUGGAGUGAGAAAGGUUUCACGACGGUUUUUGAUGCUGGUGUCGGACAAACUGGGCCAUUGGAUGUCUCAGUCCUCUACGCUUUAUCACUCGCGGCACCUCUUCGCAUAGCAGGUGCCGCGGCGAAUCUUACCAAAGGCGCUGCUUCUAACAUCGUUGGAAAUGGUAGCAUGCCUCCAGACGGUGCGACCGACUUGAAGAUCAAGACCAUCAAGCUCUGGAUGGAUGGCUCAACACAAGGCUUCACGGCAGCUCUUGAGACGCCGUAUAAUCGGAAAAUGUUGCCGAAUUAUUUCAGGAAAGAGCCAAACGGUUGGGCACGUUGGGCAGUAGGAUCGACUUGUCCCAUCAGCAACGCUGGAAGCGACGAUAUCACGGAAGAAAUGCUGGCAUGGGCUACCAAAGGCUAUCAGUUGAUGGUUCACGUGAAUGGAGACUGUGCAGCCGAAGUCGUCCUCGACGCAUUCGAACGGAUCAUGGCGGCUGUUCCUCCAAAACCUCCAAUCAUGCAUCGAUUGGAGCACUUCACCGUCACAACCCUUGAACAGGUCCAACGGGCUAAGAAGCUCAACCUGGGCGUCAGUCACACCAUAGGGCAUGUCAAAUACUGGGGUUAUACGUUCCGCAACUAUAUCCUUUCCUCAGACCUUGAGCCUGAUAGAGCGGAUCGCAUCGACCCUGUCAAAGAUGACUUAGAUAACGAGCUUGUUUAUUCCUUCAACAGUGACUCGCCAGUGAGUCAAGCUGACGCUCUGUCAUACGUCGGCACUGCGGCGACUCGGCUCAUGUAUAAUCAGGACGGCCAAGUCCUAGGACCAGAUCAAAUAGUGAACGUGGAAGCCGCUUUGGCAGGCGUCACGAUCAAUCCGGCGAAACAAGUCAUGCUAGACAGUGAGGUCGGCUCCCUCGAGAAGGGAAAGGAUGCCAAUUUCGUGAUCCUAGCCCAAGACAUCAGCUCACCUGCUGUCAAUGCCAAAGAUAUUGACAGCACAUGGGUCGAAGAAACUUGGUUCAAGGAUGUCAGGAGAUAUGCUCGGCCUAGCAAUGUGUGA